GUUCUGGCAUUCAGUUGUGAAAAUUCUGCCGCGUCGGUUGUGUGCCCAGGCGCACGAACAGCACUUUUCCAGGCCGACAUUUGCCGACGGCGUCGGUUGAGCAUAACGCGCAAACAAACUAUAAAUUUUAUGAGCCCAGCUUAGCCACACUUAAUGGAAUAUUUCAACCGAAUGUGGAAUAGAACAUGGCGAAUUUAGUCAAAAUGCGUGCAAUUAUUCAACGCCUGACAACCGAUUAAUUGGCAAAAGAGUGAGUGCGGCGCAGCGCGGCGCGGCGGCAGGCAACAUUGAGAACAAACGGGAGAACAAACAGCUCGCGGCAACAAGUCGAGAGGCCCACAAAAAGUUAGCCAGGCAAACUGUCGAGCCGGUUAACGCCUCCCAAGUGCAUCAACAAACAGCAAACAGAGCGGCAGAGUGGCGGCAGCGACUGCGGCAGCUACAGCGGCCACAAAAACUUGACCGAUUUUUCAAUCAAUUCGGCGACGGCCGUGUCGCUAAUCUCGCCCAGAGAGCCCCCUCCCCCCCGCCGUUUACAAUCGCCAUCGAAAUCGCGAUGAUUUAUGCAGGUUAUUUGGAAAUUUCCGACAGAAUUCCAGAGCAUAUAUAUUCACGACUUAUACAUAUUUGAUAUGUAAACCACGAAUCGUGUAAACAAUAGAGUAAACAUUCCACAGGCCGGCGAUAUUGGAGGAAUCCGCUCCGUUUGACUUGACUAUUCGUGGGCGUGUGCAUAUUGACAUUGACCCCCCACCGGCGGUACGGUGUGCCACACAAAUUCGCUGUUCUGGAUGGAGACAGAGUGCGGGUGCCGUGGCCCACGAGACGAGAACGGAUCAGCUGGAGCAGCGGCAUCGGCGGUGGCAGCGGCAGCGAGACCAGGAACAGGCACAGGCCCCGGCCCACAGUCAACCACAGCAGCCACGACAACAACAUGGCCAUAAGGGAACAGCAACGAACAAACUGUAGUUCAUGGUUACAACAACCCAACAAACUGCUGCUAUUGGUGGUGAACACGGAUAUACAGCCAUCUGAAAAGUACCGCCAUGAAUGAGACAGAGUGCGAGGAUCUCAUCAAAUCUGUGAAAUGGACGGAACCAGCCAAUCUGAUCUCCCUGGCCAUACUCGAGUUCAUCAACGUUCUGGUCAUUGGCGGCAACUGCCUUGUGAUUGCCGCCGUCUUCUGUUCGAACAAGUUGCGCAGUGUUACCAACUUCUUUAUCGUUAAUUUGGCUGUGGCCGAUCUACUGGUGGGUCUAGCGGUGCUGCCCUUUUCCGCCACCUGGGAGGUGUUCAAGGUCUGGAUAUUCGGCGAUGUGUGGUGUCGCAUUUGGCUGGCCGUCGAUGUCUGGAUGUGCACCGCCUCUAUUUUGAAUCUGUGUGCCAUAUCCCUGGAUCGUUAUGUGGCGGUCACGCGACCCGUCACCUACCCAAGCAUCAUGUCAACGAAGAAGGCCAAGUCCUUAAUCGCUGGCAUUUGGGUACUCUCAUUUGUUAUUUGCUUUCCGCCCCUUGUCGGCUGGAAGGAUCAAAAGGCCGUUGAACAGCCGACCUAUUCGCGGGGAAACUAUACGCUUUUCUAUGCCACCACGAUGUCAAGCACAGAGGAUGGUCAACUAGAGUUAGAUAGCAUUAAGGAACAGGGCGAGCAGCUGGAGAGCUCCGCCCGCACUAGCAAUGGCAACGCCUACAAUCCCUACGAUCCCGACUUUGCCCCCAUCGAUGGUUCCGCCGAGAUACGGCUAGCAGCCAUGACGACCCCAAGCAGCAGCACCACCACCAGUACAUCGUCCCCAAGUCUGGCCACCACCGAAAUGGAGUACGACGUGCAGAACAGACCCCAGACAACGCCGGGCAGCUGCCCGUGGAAGUGCGAGCUGACCAACGAUCGCGGCUACGUACUGUACUCUGCCCUGGGAUCGUUCUACAUACCCAUGUUCGUGAUGCUCUUCUUCUACUGGCGCAUCUACAGGGCCGCCGUGCGCACCACGCGGGCCAUCAACCAGGGCUUCAAGACCACCAAGGGCUCCAAGGGCAUCGGAUCACGCUUCGAGGAGCAGCGCCUGACACUUCGCAUACACCGGGGAAGGGGCUCCAACCAGCACGACUCCAUGCACAGCAACGGGAGCACCCAGAGCACCACCACUACCCUGGGCACACCCUCGCCAGAGCGACUGUCCAAGUAUGCCACGCGCCGCCUUCACCACCACCACGACAAGAUCAAGAUCUCCGUGUCCUAUCCAUCCACCGAGAACAUCCACGAGCUGACCCACGGAGACUCCGGCCGUGACAGGCGAUCCUCGGGCAACGCUCUCUUCGCCGUCCACUACAACGGAUCGAGUGGACGCGAGUCCACGGAGUCGCAGCUGUACAGGCAGCAGCAUGCAGGUGGCAGCUCCUGCUAUCUGCAGGUGGGCAAGGCCCUGCCCGAACUGGGCAGGCGUCAGAGCAACACCAGCGAAGGAGGCGGAGGGUCUGGACACUCCCGUCCGGCCAAUAAGAAGAUGGGUCGGCGGAACAUCAAGGCCCAGGUGAAGCGCUUCCGCAUGGAGACCAAGGCGGCCAAGACGCUGGCCAUCAUCGUGGGCAUGUUCAUCUUCUGCUGGUGCCCGUUCUUCACGAUGUACAUCAUUCGGCCCUUCUGCCAGGACUGCGUCGACCCGCUGCUCUUCUCGGUUCUCUUCUGGCUGGGCUACUGCAAUUCGGCGGUGAAUCCCAUGAUCUACGCCUUGUUCUCCAAAGACUUCCGCUUCGCCUUCAAGCGCAUCAUCUGUCGCUGCUUCUGCUCCCGCCAGAGUGUCUCGCUGAAGAGCUCUCGUCGCGGCUCCGACAUGUCCGCCAUCCGGAUCCGGGCACGGACACCCAGCAUCACGCCCAGCGCGGCGGCCCACAGCUUUGGGGACGAGAGCGAGCUGCACCACUCCGAGAUGAGCAACGACCCCAGGUGACGUUCGUUUGGGCCCAGCUCAAGCUCGCAGAGCAGCUUGGGUGGGUUACGGAAGACGAGCCUCAAGGUGCCCGUCUACGAGAUUUGCCAUCCGCUGGUCAUGGAAACGGCCUGCUACUCCUACGUGGAGCCCUCCGGCGAUGCCUCAACCUCGGCAGGGAGCGGGCCCAAACGGACCCAGUUGUAGCCACGAGAGCUGCUGGCGCUGCGUGGACUGGGAACUGGUGCGGUUUCGAGGCCCGGGCAGCGACCAAGGCGCAUGGUUCGCAUCGAGUACAGCGAUGCGAGGGUCUAAGCCGGGAUAGCAUAGGUAAUAGUUUUUUCACUUCGAAAUCAUACCACUAGAAGAGGUAUGUGCCAUGACUUCAACCUUCCUUUGACAUGGAUGGAACAGGCUUUGGAGCAGCAGCCAGCCUAUACUACUCGUAUUACCCACCAUUGUACAUAGACAUCCUGUGAAUACCCUUUAUCGACUAAACGUUAGCCUAAGAUGGCCAAAGCGGCGAUAUGUCUGUACAUAGUUUAGCUAGGAUAUGGAUAUCGCUGUCGUUUGAGAGUUGUACCUUUAAACUUCCGUAUGAAUAAUUGUAUAAUGUAUGAUACUCGUAAGCCAAGAAACCAAAUUGUUGCUACUGGCAAAUAAAAAACAUUACCCCGUGCUAAAGCAAAACAAGAAGCAAAAAAAAAGAACAUACAGCUAAAUUCAUAAAUAGUCAAGUGUUAAUGUUGUACUCUCAGCUCGAAGAGCUUAUUCCGAUAAAUAUCUGUGUGUCCCGAAUACAUAAUCAAUGCAAUAAACGAACCCUGGCAUGCCCGAAAUAAUAUAUAUAGAUAAAGGCAUAGUACAUAUGUAUUACCCAAAAUAUACGAUUCUCAAGUUAAACGUUUUGUGUGCUACGAAAAAUAAAUGAUGUUUAAUUUAUUCGGCAACUUAAA
Molecule: messenger RNA, 3883 nt
Organism: Drosophila pseudoobscura
Lineage: Eukaryota; Metazoa; Arthropoda; Insecta; Diptera; Drosophilidae
Gene: Oamb
Product: Octopamine receptor in mushroom bodies
Exons: 7
Coding region: 1047-2948 (633 amino acids)
Biological process (GO): phospholipase C-activating G protein-coupled receptor signaling pathway; positive regulation of cytosolic calcium ion concentration; cell-cell signaling
Cellular component (GO): plasma membrane
Molecular function (GO): alpha1-adrenergic receptor activity
Source: RefSeq, a predicted model, not a curated record